AUGAACACCGAUUUAUUCGAUAUCAGAGUUGAGGAAAUCAAUAAAUCUAGAAGAAUUUUGGAAUCAAAGACUAUGAAAGAUAGAAAAGCAGCUUUCGAAAAAAUCGAUGUUGCUGAAAAACCAGCUAGGCCACAUAAAUUUACCCUAAAGAGCCAAUCUCCAAUUUCCGUAAUGAAUACAGAUAGACUCUUAGAAAUGUAUACUAAAUCAAGUGUGGUUCCUGAUAAACCUUCAGAGAAUGUCUCUAGUAGAAGAAUUACAAGUUCUAAUAUCGGUAAAAAAAGCGCAGAAAAAACUAAAACCAUUGACUCUAUCAAUAAUGUUAGUGACAGUGCAGACGGAACAGUUUCGUCAAACAGUGCGGACAGAAAUGUUAAAGAAACUCCGGAAAGGAGUACGGCCAAGUGUUUUGAAGAAAAACCAACGGAUUCGAAAAUCGAUACAAGCAGAAAUCGUAAUGAACAAUAUACAGCAACAGAAACUGUAUCUGUACCAAUAAAUACUUCAAAUGUAAUUAAAGCUACUACAGUUCAUACUGCAAAUGAUAAAACACAGAACCUUUUAGAGCUUAUGGUGAAUAUACAAAUAUAA
Messenger RNA from Cinara cedri, 591 nucleotides. The record is from the annotation of a GenBank genome assembly. Lineage: Eukaryota; Metazoa; Arthropoda; Insecta; Hemiptera; Aphididae.